ACCAAGCAUUGUCUGUGUUCAAACCUGGGUCAGUCUCUCUCUCUCUCUCACUCUCCAGCUGUCUGUCUGUUUCCCCCGUCUCUCAGAGACGACUGGUGCGCGUUUGGAGUGAAGAAAGUUUUCUCUUGCUGGUGGAGCGUCCUUUUUCUGCAGAGAUGUUGAGCUUCAUAGCCCUGGCUUCAAUUAUUCUUUCUAGUCUAGCUCCUCAAUCGGAAGCUAUCUGGGUUUACACCGGCUGGGAGAGACACGCUCUGGUGGGGUCGGAGGUCAGGCUGUCCUGUUCCUUCUUUUCGUGGCGCUGGCUGUCCGAUGACGUCACCUUCUCCUGGAGCUACAAGCCCGACAACGCCCGCUCCAGCAUUUCGAUUUUCCAUUAUGCUGGGGGCCAGCCCUACGUAGAUAACAAGGGACCAUUCAGAGACCGCUUGGAGUUUGUCGGUAACCCCCAGAAACGGGACGGGUCCAUCUUGAUCCGAAACCUGGACUACAACGACAACGGAACCUUCACCUGCGACGCCAAGAACCCCCCUGACAUCGUGGGGCGACCCUCAAGUGUCAAACUCCUGGUGUUUGACAAGGUGCCCGUCCGUGCCGGCGUAAUAACGGGAGCUAUCAUUGGUUCAGUGCUGGGUCUUGUCAUCUUGAUUGUGGCUAUUUACUUCCUGAUGAGAUUCCUGGUCGCGAGGAGAGUCUUGAACCUGAGUGUGAGCAAGAUAGAAAAGGGGAAGAAAGUCAAAGGGAAAGAGGGAUCUCAACAGAGACAGAUGUGGUCUCUGUUCUCUCCUCGAGGGCCCGGUCCUGUACGCCACCCUCGACCAGUCCAGUAAACUGAAAGCCGCCGGGUCGGAGAAGAAGAAAUCGGGAGACUCCAAGAAAGAUAAAAAAUAGGAUACGGAGAGCAGAGAGCUAGAUUCAGCCCAAGCAGACCAGCCCCAAACCACCGCCACCGCCGAACCCAAGAAAAAAGAGACCAAACGAGAGAGGAAGGAGAGGGAGAAGAAGGAGAGGGAAGGGGAGGAGAGGGGGACGCCCAAGAGAGAGAGAGUCGUCAUGACCAUUGAAAUGGAACUGAAGAAAGACGGGGAGAGAGGAGAGGAAGACACCGCCGGGGUCCCCAAAAAGUCUCCCAGCUUUCUCGAACAGCUCUCCAGCAAACUGAGCCCGUCGAAAAAUAACGGAUGAUGGGAAUACGCGUGAAAGAAAGGAAAUAGGUCACAAAGUAAACGUCCAGCUUUUUUAUUAUUAUUGCAUGUUUUUUUUUUUUCUCGGAAAAGCAGAAUCUUAAAUUGUAAUUCUGAAGCGUUUAUUUAACUAGGAUAGGAUCCCUUUGAGAGACGCAUCUCGUUUAUUCAAGGGGACCCUGAUAAAAUACAGCUCGUUUAUUUAUAUAUUCCUGUAACUUUCUUAAAAAGCAAAAACCAAGUUUGGUAUUUUUUUAGAGGAUUAAGAUCCUUAAUUUUUAACUCUACAUACUAUCUGUGACUCUGUUUUUAUUUAGUAAGAGUAUAAAGGGUGUAAGAAUUCACGGUUGAAGAAUGCGUAAAAAAAAUAAUUACAAAAGUGUUUCGUAAUAUUAAGGGAACUAUAAUAAGGAAGGCGUGAGUUUGGGUUUAUUUAUAAUCUCCUGAUUGGUUACUAGGUGACGUAAUGGGGCGGGGGCGGGGUAAGGGGAGGGUCCUCAUUCCUGUCGAACUCAAGUCGUAAAAUUAUCCACCAAAUGUCCUCAAAAAAAAUCCUACCUGAUUUAUUAUAAUGAUAUAAGCGACACGACCAGAACUAAAGUCGUAAAGUUUUACAACCGAGCUGAAGUCGUAAACGUUUACAACCGAGCUGAAGUCGUAAACGUUUACAACCGCAAUGCAUUUGGUUUAUUGUAAACCGUUAAAAAAAACUCUCCAUUGAGUUAAAACGCAUUUAUAAAUACAGUCGUCCAACGUUUAAAAAAAUAAAAAUCAUUAAUAACAUUUGGGUUCGUUUUAAACUAUGGUGCUAUCCCUUACAUAAAUCAUAUCGGGGAAUGAAAAAUACCUCACUUUCCAUGCUCAUGUGCUGGCUUAACUAUCUGUGCAUCGAUCUAAAGAAUUCAGAAAUAUUCAUUGUAUGUGUAGAAACAUAUUAUAUGUGUAUAAACAGGAAACUCAAGCAUACUUCAGUCCUGUUAUAUAUAUAUAUAUAUAUAUAUAUAUAUAUAUAUAUAUAUAUAUAUAUAUAUAUAUAUAUAUAUAUAUAUAAUCAACUGAAUUGCUGUGGGGUAUAGAGGUAGGACAGUAGUUCAGUUAUAGACUCACAGCAUCUGUACAUCAUCUGCACAGGACGCCUAGUCUUAGAAUGAUGACGCUAUAGAUCAAUAGAAGAACCCAGGAUUUAUAAUGCUUAAAUCCACAAUACACAUCUCUGAAUAUGCCUUAAUUGUUUUGGCACGAUCUAUCUAUCUAUCUAUCUAUCUAUCUAUCUAUCUAUCUAUCUAUCUAUCUAUCUAUGGUCUAUCUUGGUGUUGUCAGUUCUGAAUUAUUUCGUUCUUUCUCUCCCUCCUUUCUUUCUUUCUUUCUUUCUUUCUUUCUUUCUUUCUUUCUUUCUUUCUUUCUUUCUUUCUUUCUUUCUUUCUUUCUGCUCGGUAAUAUAAUUCUAAUGUAUCUAGUUAUUAAUAAAAAAAAGUACAAUUCUUGGUCUUGGUUUUGAAACGAAGUUCCGGUUUAACAGUCAGCUGAUUCCAUGACGUCAAGAAAUUCCAGCUUUUAUAACGACACUUCCUGUUUGUUGGAACCUUGGGGGCGUUUUUAAAAGAACUGUUUUCAGAUGAACAGCGCGAACGGUUUUGACGUCAUCGGAACCUAAUGAAACAAAACGAGUGUGUGGCUCAACAUCAAAAUCAGCUGUAAUUGUAAUAUAAUUACUGGCGGAGUCAAUAUAUUUAAUUCUCAAAGCGAUAUAUUUGUUAUUUAAAACCGGUAGCAAGGUCUAUUGUCAAUGCUUAAGAUCUAUUGCAGCCGAUAUGUCGCUACCUUCAUAAAACAGCACUCUAGUAUACAAAAUCCUAUCUCUGUAAAAAUCGGACUUUAUUCUUUCAAUUAGACCCCCUGAACAUAUCACUCCAGUACAGUCAUUGUAAUCAAUGUCUAUUAUAAAUACAGUUUUGGUCAAUUACAAUAUAUUUAACCGACUGCAAUAUCUAAACCAUUUCUAUCCAGAUUUGAUACAGUUAUAAUAAUAAUAAUAAGCAUCUUUUUUUUUUUUAAAUGAGUGAAAGUUAAAAUGAAGUCAAGAUUUUUUUUAAAAAGAAAGAUGCACGAGAAAGAAAAAAAAACAUGUUGAAAAAAAGACGUUGGCGUUUACUAUGGACUUAAAUACCAAAUAAAAUACAAUUUAAAAACAAAGACGAUUUGAUCACCCAAAUACAUUAUUUCUGUGAUAUUUGGAAGGCAUUGGGUGCUCGUCUCACACAGAGAAACUAGUUGAGGAAUUGUCUACCCCCCUCUCCUCCCCUUUCCCCCUCCCCCUCUCCCCUCUCCUCUCCCCUCUCACAUCCCCCUCUCCCUCUCCCUCUCCCCUCUCACCUCUCCCUCUCCCCUCUCACAUCCCCCUCCCCUCUCCCUCUCCCCUCUCACAUCCCUCUCCCCUCUCCCCUCUCCCCUCUCCCCUCUCCCCUCUCUCUCUCUCUAAUUUCUUAGCAGACGCCCUUAUCCAGGGCGACUUACAAUCGUAAGCAAAUACAUUUCAAGUGUUACAGUACAAGUAAUACAAUAAGAGCAAGAUAAAUACAAUGACUUUGGUUCAAAUUCAUUCUGUUGGCGCUACCUGCUGUGUCGCGUUGUACAGUAUAGCGCGCGACAGCGGUAGAAAGGUCACAGAGUUUCUGGAAAGAGAAAACUAGAUUUCACGAGUCGGCAUUCCUCUUAGUACUGAAUGUGUCUGAACGAAACAUAAGGAUUUAUCAACCGUCAAAGCACUGCAUUGCAAAUAUCAUACAUAACCAAGAGAAAUGGGAAACGCAUUGGACUGGUAUUUGAAGGUGACCAGUUUCUAAAAAGUGAAAUUAUUUGAAGAAAAUAAAAAGGUCUGUUAGCUCUCUGCUACUGUGUAGAACUAUUUUGUUUUUUAAAUUAAAUAUUGUACUUAAAAAGACGGAAAUGUAUAGUCUGUAUAUUUUUUUUUUUUUUUUUUUUUUUUUGAAAGACGGAUGACCGUGAAAUGUUUCGUCUCUGAUUCACGCCCCAGUUUGUCUUAGGAAAAAAAGAGAGGCCAAAUGAUAAAUAUAUAGCACUGGCCAGAAGUUUUGCAUCACCUAGAAUUUUACGAUUGCGACAUCUAUCUAUCUAUCUAUCUAUAUAUAUCUAUAUAUAUAUAUAUAUCUAUAUAUAUAUAUAUAUAUAUAUAUAUAUAUAUCUAUAUAUAUAUAUAUAUAUAUAUAUAUAAUUUAGAUAUUUGAUUUAACAUCGUGUAAUCAAAGACACUACAGAAUGAUAUAGAUUAAAAAGUCUAACGGAAGAUAUAUAGGCCUACAAUAAUAUUUCAUGUUAGAUUUUGAAAUGUCACAUUUUUCAAUGUGUCGGUUUUGACAGAAAAACUACAAAGGAAUGUAAUUCAAUAUUUUGACGUAACAUUUCUCAGCAGGUUUCAUUGGAGUUUAUGAAGCAGAAUUAGUUCAAUUCUAUAGGGCGAUGAUGCAAAACGUUUUGGCCGUAGCUGUGUACGAUGGCUUUCUAAACUCUGUGUGUGAAUCAUCGGUCAAUUAAAAAAAGGAAAAAAAAAAUAGUUUCAAGGUCAUCCGGCGUUGAGAUAAUAAAUAAACAUCUUGGAAGUCUCCAGACUCUGGAGAACUGGGCUGGAAUUAAAUACACGUUAGAACAGCAUUGUAGACAUUGAAAGUAUUAGUGAGUCGACGCCAUGAACGUUAGUUUGAUUCCAGCCCUGACUUUAUCAGUGUGUCCGUCACUGAAGUUUAAGAUCUAUCCAGUCUUAUCAAAUAAACUGUCAUUAAUUUGUCGUUGCUCCUUUAGUUUUAGAAGCAUGACUAACCUGUAUUCCUGUCCGCUGUCUUUAUGCUGUUAAAUAAAUAAAUAAAUAAGAGCAAAAACAACUCAUUUAAUAAAUAAAAAAAUGGAAUCAAAUAAAGUAAAUAUCUUCAAAGUA
Acipenser ruthenus (sterlet) is the source of this 5130-nucleotide messenger RNA. Its product is annotated as myelin protein P0-like. Lineage: Eukaryota; Metazoa; Chordata; Actinopteri; Acipenseriformes; Acipenseridae. The transcript is spliced from 6 exons. Gene Ontology annotation, cellular component: membrane. The record is from RefSeq and is a predicted model, not a curated record. Gene Ontology annotation, biological process: myelination. Bases 156 to 827 code for a protein of 223 amino acids.